AUAUGUAUGUACAUAGCUUGUUCGUUUGAAAUCGCUACUUGACUAGCGUGGUAGUAAUAGCAGUCAUGAUGCCAGUGGCUCAUCUCGUCAAAGUAACACUUCCAAAUUAUUUAGCUGGAUUGCCUAUUCCAGAUACUAUUGGAGGAUGGUUUCGACUCGGAAUACGAGACUGGAUUGCCUUAAUUCCUCCAACCGCGUUAUUAGCGGGUAUCGGUUAUAUGUCGUAUCAAGCAUUUUGUCCAAAGGCUAGAGGACCACCAUGCGGACUUGUGAAUCUGAAUGUAAAGAAGGAUGUAAAUAAAGUAGUAGACACAGUUGAUAUAGAAGAUAUUACUGAAAAAGCCGUGUUUUGCCGUUGCUGGAGAUCUAAGAAUUGGCCAUACUGCGAUGGCGCUCAUGGAACUCAUAAUCAAGCGACAAAUGAUAAUGUGGGUCCACUUGUAAUUACAAAAAAGAAGGAUUAAUACACAAAUAAGAAGAAAAUAAUAGUAAAUUUAAUAUUUACUCGAUAUACCGCCUCCAAACGAUCAUUCCUAUGUAUACCAAUGCAAUUGCUACAGCAAAACUGAUCGCAGUAACUAGCGCUAUGAUUCCCGAAGGCAUAUGCUUACUAUUAUUGCGACUAACAGAUUUCGCAACUUCAGCGAUGUUUUCCGAACUUACACUUGUAGCAGCCUUUUUUACUGGUAACGGCGA
This is a messenger RNA of Frieseomelitta varia, 696 nucleotides long. RefSeq names its product CDGSH iron-sulfur domain-containing protein 2 homolog (gene Cisd2). Gene Ontology annotation, molecular function: 2 iron, 2 sulfur cluster binding. The record is from RefSeq and is a predicted model, not a curated record. Bases 66 to 464 code for a protein of 132 amino acids. The transcript has 5 exons. Gene Ontology annotation, biological process: regulation of autophagy. NCBI's taxonomy places the organism in Eukaryota, Metazoa, Arthropoda, Insecta, Hymenoptera, Apidae. Gene Ontology annotation, cellular component: intracellular membrane-bounded organelle; mitochondrial outer membrane.